CUGUCACCGUCAUGCCCCCCAUCAAAGGCAGAGUGUGGGGCUCUUCGUUUUUACAUAUUUACCCCAUACUGUUUCAGCUAGAUUGGAUCUUGCUGCAUGUAGUUGAGGUAAAUAUUUCUGCAAUCUUUUCCUUGGCCUUGACAAUUGACAAUCGAAAAUCGAAAAUCCACAUCGUUUGGAUCCUCCUUCGCAUCGUCCUCUGUUCAGUCUCUCCCUCAUCAUCCUCUCUGCGUGCCUGUCACAACCAUCAUCUAUCUAUCUAUAGCUAGCUACAGAGGACCCUCGACGUGUGAGGAUGUUUGUCACAGCACCAACACUUCUAUUCGCGGUCUUGUGCCUUUUCAAAGUGUUUGUAUCCGGAGGAACGGCAGCGGAAGCAACACCAGGCCUCGCGUAUCAUCUGUACGAGAACGCUGCACUGGCAGGAACACCCAGCGCCACCGGCAUUACCACCUCGGUUGAAUUGUCCCUCGACAAACAAAGAUCCCGACUUGUUCCAAAUUCUGAUACAGAGAGCAAGUGCUAUUUGUCCGGCGAACUGGUCGGAACCAUCGAAUUUCCCACUACAGACAAGACUGAGGUCUACUAUACAUUUGACUGUCAAUUCGCUCACACAUCCACAGGAUGGGUAUGGGUCGAUGGACACGUUGUUUGUGGAGACAGGAGUGCCUUCAACUACUCUUUCCCAGCAAUUGACAAUCCACUCCCCAUUCGAAGAAAGCGCAGCUUUCCUUUUCGAGCACGGAUCACCAGCAAUCAAACUGCAUGUGAUAAUAUUGCGAGCGUAAAAGUGAACUGGAAGUCUGAUGCGACGGCUGUCACGACAAAUGACGAUGAACAACAACAAAAUCAGCCCUCUUUUCGCUUGCUCGAACACGACGAAUCGAGCAAUGGUAUUGCGCUGUCACCUCGGCUGCCUCCCAGCGAAGAAACACGAGAUCGACUCCAGCGAAGCCUUCUGCAGGGAUGGGGGUCUUGGCUACGCUUCAACAUGAUCAGUGUCGUCAAGUUGCCAGAGGGUCUUCUGUUCACUCCCAGGAUCUGUCAACUUUCAACCAACAAGUGCUUUGAAGUUGCCAGUCCGGAAACCGAUGGCGUCCGAGUGGACUUGCAUGCCUAUGAUCGCUCCUACGUGGGCUACAACCUGACUCUGACACAACCACAGGUAUCCUUGUCAAUGGAAUAUGCUGUAUCCGGCGAACGGGGAGAAACGUUGCAAUACCUCAUUACAGUAUUGGACGCUCCUGGCGACAAGAACGAUUUUAUCGUAGAUGUUGCCGCCAGAUUCGCAUGGUUCCGACCCGGAACUAUUUCCACCACCACGGAUGACGAGGGCAACUUGAGUCUUACGUUUGCAACAAACGGACUGGGUACCACCAAUCUUACAAUCGUUGCGGAACGGCCUGUGGUUCAGACACAAUCAUCCAUUGGGUUGCAGGAGAGCAGAAGACUCCAAGAGAAUCCGUCGUCAGGAAAGUCAUUCUUCAGCUUUCGCUUAUCAGGAGGCAAAGGCUCUCGCUUGGGAUUCGUGGCUGGAAUGACACAAAAGCCAUCGUUGGAUCAGUUGCAAGCAACCCUGAAGACCAACAAGGCUAAAGAAUACCAGCGUCUUGAAACCAGAUUUGGACCUGCUAAAGCUCCUGUUGCAGAAGCUAUCCAGUGUGCAGCCAUGUGGACGGUGAUAUAUAAUCCUAUAGAGAAUGGGCCUCUUAUGCCUGUGUCCAGAUCAAGAGGAUGGUCCUUUCAGAAAAAGUCGGGAGCGACCACGGAGGACUGGACGUAUGUCAUCUUUGAUUGGGACAAUCUGUUUGCUUCGCUCUUGGCGGGCCUUGAUAACAAAGAGGUGGCCUAUUCCAACCUAUUUCAAGUUGUCAAGUCAAAGACCGCUCAAGGAUUUAUUCCAAACUACGCUGGCGGUGGAGUCAAAUCACAGGAUAGGACAGAACCUCCUGUGGGUGCAAAGGUUGUGCUAGAGCUGUAUCGUAAGUAUAAAGAAAAGUGGCCGGUCGAGGUGGUCUUUGACGACUUGCUAGAUUGGAAUAAUUGGUUUGUAGCCAAUCGAAUGUUGCAGCCAGAAGGAAUCGUGGCGUUGGGAAGCUUCUGGGAGGGAGCACCACCCCACCCGGACAAGGGCCCUGACACCAUGAAUAGCAUGCAAGCAGCUCGAUUCGAAAGUGGCCUUGACAACAGUCCCAUGUACGAUGGUGAAAUCUAUGACAAGAACGGCACACAUCUGAUGCAGUUGUAUGACGUUGGCAUGGCCUCUUUGUUUGCACAAGAGGCUUACAGCCUGGGAGAGCUGGCGGAUAUCAUUGGCCGUGAUCCAAAGCUGGGUACUAUGCUCCGAAAAAGGGCUGAUGACAUGAGAGACAAGAUCCAGAAGCUUCUGUGGGAUAGCCAACAACGCGCCUUUGCCAAUCUGUAUCCAAAUGGAACUUUUUCACAUCAUAUCAGUCCUACCAGUUUCUACCCGUUGGGUUUGGGCGCAGCAUCCGAUGAACAGGUCCAAAGCAUGAUGGGAUCUUGGAUGUUAAACUCAUCGCGUUUCUGUAUUACUCCUGAAGGUGACUUUCAAGGCAAUGAUCCAAACGUGUGUUAUUGGGGUCUACCAAGUAUCAGCGCUGAUGAUCCAACCUAUAUGAAAGCCAAUUUUAUCUACUGGAGGGGCUACAGCUGGGGUCCAAUGGCUCAACUUGUCUAUUGGAGUCUACAGGGACCUAAACAGAGCGACAUAGUGUCGAAGGCAAAGAAAGCGCUUUGCAAACAGAUGGAAUCUCUGGUAAUGAGUCAGUGGAACCUGAACCGCCACAUCUGCGAAAACUACCAUCCUCAUAAAAACGCCAGCGACUGUAGCGGGACAAGGUAUUACCACUGGGGAGCACUGAACGGCCUGAUUGGUAUGGUCGAAGACGGAUAUUGGUAGAUAGACAACAAUUUGCACAGAGCCACAGCUACAUGUAAUGAAAGACAGCUACAUGUAAUUAUAUGAUCUAUAGAAGCCGCAGGUCGGCUCACCCAGUUUGCUUCAAAAUGCUAUCA
Messenger RNA from Seminavis robusta, 3039 nucleotides. NCBI's taxonomy places the organism in Eukaryota, Bacillariophyta, Bacillariophyceae, Naviculales, Naviculaceae. The record is from the annotation of a GenBank genome assembly.